AUGGCACAGCCCGCCGGUCAGCAGAGCUUCUACGAGCUGUACAGAGGCUCCUCCAUCGGCCUCGCCCUUGCAGAUACUCUCGACGAUCUCAUCAGUUCUAGACGGAUUGAACCGCAGCUCGCUAUGAAGAUCAUGCAGCACUUCGACCAGCACAUCGCAGGUGUUCUCGGCGAGAAGGUGAAGGCGCGGAUGUCGUUCAAGGGUCAUCUCGACGUCUACCGAUUCUGCGACGAAGUCUGGACAUUCGUGAUCAAGGACGUCAAGUUCAAAAUGGACAAUGCGCUGCAACUUGAAGCUGAGAGAGUCAAGAUCGUAGCUUGUCAAAGUAAGGAUAAGGCGGCCUAG
Fulvia fulva is the source of this 345-nucleotide messenger RNA. Its product is annotated as Transcription initiation factor IIA subunit 2. Bases 1 to 345 code for a protein of 114 amino acids. NCBI's taxonomy places the organism in Eukaryota, Fungi, Ascomycota, Dothideomycetes, Mycosphaerellales, Mycosphaerellaceae. The record is from RefSeq and is a predicted model, not a curated record. The transcript is spliced from 3 exons. Gene Ontology annotation, biological process: transcription initiation at RNA polymerase II promoter; RNA polymerase II preinitiation complex assembly. Gene Ontology annotation, molecular function: TBP-class protein binding; RNA polymerase II general transcription initiation factor activity. Gene Ontology annotation, cellular component: transcription factor TFIIA complex.